Molecule: messenger RNA, 2903 nt
Organism: Amorphotheca resinae ATCC 22711
Lineage: Eukaryota; Fungi; Ascomycota; Leotiomycetes; Helotiales; Amorphothecaceae
Product: glycoside hydrolase family 2 protein
Exons: 3
Coding region: 194-2836 (880 amino acids)
Biological process (GO): carbohydrate metabolic process; glycoprotein catabolic process
Molecular function (GO): beta-mannosidase activity
Source: RefSeq, a predicted model, not a curated record
UGCGGUGCGGCACGAAAGCCCCGCAUCCGGAAACGUACUUUGACCCUACCAUUGUGGAGCUUCCGUUAUGUCGCAUAUUCGACCAUACCUACAAACGGCUGUUGUCACUCCUUGAUCCUUGGAAUUAUCUGACCGGGGAACGAGGAUACGAUCCAUUCAAUCCUGAUCCUACAUACACAUAUACAUACCCAAGAUGCGGACGGUCCACCCAUUCUCUCUCUCUCAAGAUUCCCUGCGUCCGGGUUCUUCUUCCCCAUCCACUAUGUCCAAGCAUACUAUAACGCCUAUUGAUAAGAAUUGGACUUUCAAACAAGCGGACAGCGAGGAUUCUGAGUUCCUACCUGUUGCUCAGUUCCCUACGAAUGUUCACCUAGAUCUUAUUGCCAACGGCCUCAUUCCCGAUCCUUUUAUUGGCAAGAAUGAGAAUGAUGUGCAAUGGGUCGGUGAAGUUCCCUGGCUCUACAAGACCACCUUCCCUUCGCCCUCACAUUUGGCAGGGGAGCAAAGUGGUGUGCGGGCGGUUUUGGCGUUCGACGGCCUAGAUACCUUCGCCACGGUUGUACUCAAUGGCAAGGAAAUCCUCAAGACGGUGAACAUGUUCAUCCCUGAACGAGUAGACGUCACAAGUCACCUGAAGAGCGAUGGGGACAACGAACUGGAGAUUACGUUCGAAAGUGCGUAUCUCAAGGGAUGUGCUAUUGUAGAGGCGCACCCGGAUCACAUCUGGGGAUGCUGGAACGGUGACAACUCCAGAUUGGCUGUUCGAAAGGCACAAUAUCAUUGGGGAUGGGACUGGGGACCGACUUUAUUGACCUGUGGACCAUGGCGACCCAUAAAUCUUGAGGUCUUCUCUUCAAGGCUUUCAGACCUCUACUUCACAAGCAACGUCGACAAAUCCCUGAAACAUGCCGUAUUGGUUGUCAAGGCAGACAUCGAAGGCUCGGCGUCUGAAGUUCAAUUCGAUCUCACGUUAGAUGGGCAACAGGUAGCCUCGCAAAUGAUCAACGCUGACAAUGGCCAUGCCACACACACCUUCGAAAUCCAGAAUCCGGCGCUAUGGUAUCCAAUACGUUAUGGCGAGCAACCAUUAUAUACCAUUACAGCUACACUUCUCCAAAACGGGAUAGCUGAGGUUCAUACCGUAAGCAAGAAGUUAGGGUUGAGGAGAGCGGAGCUUAUUCAACGGCCAAUGACGGGCCAGCCAGGAACGACGUUCUUCUUCCAGGUUAAUAAUAUCCCCAUUUUCUGCGGCGGCAGUGAUUGGAUUCCCGCGGAUAACUUCAUUCCCCGAAUCAGCAAGGAGAAAUACUAUGACUGGGUGAAAUUGGUAGCAGAUGGAAACCAGUUCAUGAUUCGAGUCUGGGGCGGUGGCAUCUACGAAGAGCAGGCGUUCUAUGAUGCAUGUGACGAACUUGGUAUUCUCGUAUGGCAAGAUUUCAUGUUUGGUUGUGGAAACUAUCCUGCAUUCCCUGAAAUCCUAGCAUCGAUUAAGACAGAAGCUGAGGAGAACGUGAAACGUCUUCGACACCAUCCGUCAAUUGUCAUCUGGGCAGGCAACAAUGAGGAUUAUCAAUACCAGGAGCAGGAAGGACUCACUUAUGAUUUCCAGAAUAAGGAUCCUGAGAGUUGGCUCAAGACAGAUUUCCCGGCACGAUAUAUCUAUGAGAAGAUCCUCGCUGAUACAUGCAAGGAGUUGGUUCCAGAUACUUAUUAUCAUUUCGGGAGUCCCUGGGGCGGCAAAGACACCACGGAUCCAACAGUCGGUGAUAUUCAUCAAUGGAACGUAUGGCAUGGAUCCCAAGAGAAGUACCAGAACUUCGACAAGCUGGUUGGACGUUUCAUCUCCGAAUUUGGGAUGGAAGCCUUCCCCCAUAUCAAAACCAUUGACGCCUUCCUCCCACUGGGGAAGGACGACCCCGAUCGCUUUUCGCAGUCAUCAACCGUCGACUUCCACAACAAGGCCGACGGCCACGAACGCCGCGUCGCACUGUACCUGGUUGAGAACUUCCGCUACGCGUCAGAUCCACUCGAGCAGUUCAUCUACGCCACCCAGCUCAUGCAAGCGGAGUGUCUCGCCUCCGCGUACCGUCUCUGGAAACGGCAAUGGAAGGGACCCGGAAAGGAGUACUGCGGCGGCGCCCUCGUCUGGCAGAUCAACGACUGCUGGCCCGUCACCUCCUGGUCCAUCGUCGACUACUACCUGCGGCCCAAACAUGCCUACUACACCGUGAAGCGCGAGAUGGCUCUCCUCUCCCUCGGCAUCACACGGAAAGAGCACGUCGUCCCCCAAGACAAGCAUACCCGCGCCCACAUGACCCGGACGACCCAGAUCGAAAUUUGGGGCUCGAACCUCACGCUCCAGGAUCUCCGAGCUGACAUCGUCGUCAAAGCCUUCGACGUCAUCACCGGCAGAGAGACCUUCUCCAAGACUAUCCGCUCCUCUUUCCUCCUCCCCGAGAACCGCAGCACCGAGAUCAUCGCCAUGGACGUCCCCGUCGUCCAGAAAGACGCGGGGGAGGAAAGCCGCACCGUUGUCGCAGCAUACCUCUUCCAGGACGGGCGGCAGAUGGCGCGCUAUAUCAACUGGCCGGAACCGCUGAAAUACGUGCAUCUCCAGAAACCGAAGCACCUCCGCGCGGAGAUGACGAGGGAUGGCACGACGGUAGAGUUAAGUAGCGAACUCCCGGUCAAGGGCGUGGCGCUGGAGUGCGAGGAUGAGGAGGUCGCGUUUAUGGAUAACCUGGUAGAUGUCGUGCCUGGCGAGGUGGUGAGUAUCGAGGUCAGAGGAGCGAACAAGGAGACGAGGAUCGGGCUUAGGUAUUUGGGGAUGGUAUAGGAGCGUGUACCUACCUUAGGUAGGUAAGGUAGAUACUGAUUUUCACCAAGAAACAUAAACCAACCCC